AUACAAUAAUUCACCUAAGAUUCUUAAUACGGGAGAAACCAUAGAUAAAAAUACAAAGUAGUUGUUGAUGAUUAAAUGUCAUCUUUGUACCCAACAAAUCAACAUCGAUUUCAUCCCAAAUUAAUAAAAAUACCCCAAAUUCAAAUGUAGAUAUUUGUACUUUGUAUGAAAUUGAGUACUAAGAAAUCAAAUUAAAACAUGGGAGAUGCAGAGUUAGAGGCAAGGCAGUGUCUAAUUAACCCAGAAAAUGAUCCAUUACCAACUUCUCUUUUAAGGUGUUUGUAUGUUGGUCACUUCUUAUCAAGAUGGAGUGCUAGAAUGUGGGAAUUCUCUGUGGCUUUAUAUAUGAUUAACAUCUGGCCAGACUCAUUGCUUCUUACGGCUCUAUAUGGAGUUGUAGAAUCAGCUUCUGUUGCGCUCUUUGGUCCUAUUAUUGGGGAAUGGGUGAACAAACUGAGUUAUGUCAAGGUUCUUCAACUUUGGACACUGUCACAGAAUCUGUCAUUCAUAGCUGCUGGAGUCGCAGUAAUUGUUUUACUAGUCUACUCAAGUUUAAAGAGUAUAAUCUUUACAUCACUUGUUUUGGUAACUUAUCUCUCAGGAGCUGUUGCAGUGCUUUCAACCCUUGUAGGAACCAUCUUGAUUGAAAGAGAAUGGGUUGUUGUGAUGUCAGAAGACCAGCCUACUGGAGUAUUAACAAAGUUAAAUUCAGUUCUAAGAAGAAUUGACCUGGUUUGCAAAUUAUGUGCUCCAGUGGUUUCUGGUUUUAUUGUAAGCUUUGUAUCAUUGACAGCAUCAGCUAUAUUUUUGGCCCUUUGGAACGUUGUUUCCGUGUGUGUUGAAUACUGGUUACUUAGCUCUGUAUAUGAGGGGAUUCCGGCUCUACAUUUGAAAGAUAGCAAAAGAAAGCAGAUCCCAUCUUCUGAUCCUGAACCAAGCAAGUCUCUUUCUGAGCAGAACUCUGACUUGCCUAUUGAAUACAAAAACAACAUUCCUUCUCCCAAAACCCAAAAAUUUGGAUGUUUUUCAAUACUUCCUUGUCUCGGUGCUUGGAAAGUAUACUUAAACCAAGAAGUGGUGCUUCCAGGCCUAUCCCUGGCUUUGCUGUUUUUUACAGUACUCAGCUUUGGUUCUUUGAUGACUGCUGUCUUGGAAUGGGAAGGCAUAGCUGCAUAUCAGAUAGGUAUAGCCCGAGGCAUAAGUGCUAUUGUAGGAAUAACAGCAACCUUUACCUAUCCCAUUCUAGAGUCGAAAAUUGCAACUCUUAGGACAGGACUUUGGUCCAUUUGGUCUCAGUGGUCAAUUCUUCUUAUAUGUGUUGGUUCUAUAUGGGUCAAAAACAAGCUACCAUCUGCAUAUAUGUUGAUGAGUGGCGUUGCAGCAUCUCGUCUUGGAUUAUGGAUGUUCGAUUUAGCUGUCAUCCAACAAAUGCAGGACCAAGUGCCAGCCUCUGAUCGCUGUAUUGUGGGAGGGGUCCAGAAUUCCAUCCAGUCUGCUAUGGAUUUGUUAGGUUAUAUCAUGGGAGUAAUUGUCUCUAAUCCAGAGGUUCAAAUGAUCAAAAGUUCUGACGUGAAAUCCAUUUUGGUGUGCUAAAAAAGUAGUGAUACAGCUACAUUUUGCUUUGAAGGGGCUAUUUUUAUUUAACUUUUUAGUCAUGGUAUCAAAAUUCCAAAGUAUUUCACUAUUUCAACUGGGAGAUACAUUAUAUGACGACAUGUUUUGCUUAUUUGCACUCAUCUGCUAAAUUAUUAUAGCAUGCAGCUAAGUACACCGAGAAUGAUGACACUUGCACACAUUAACAAACAUGUGGCGUCACACUCGUGUAAAAUGACUUGUGGUUGCUUUAGACCGUUUUCACCCGAAUGCAUAAAACAGACUCGUGUAAAAUGACUUGA
This is a messenger RNA of Chenopodium quinoa (quinoa), 1895 nucleotides long. RefSeq names its product solute carrier family 40 member 1-like. The transcript is spliced from 8 exons. Gene Ontology annotation, biological process: iron ion transmembrane transport. Gene Ontology annotation, molecular function: iron ion transmembrane transporter activity. Bases 199 to 1593 code for a protein of 464 amino acids. Lineage: Eukaryota; Viridiplantae; Streptophyta; Magnoliopsida; Caryophyllales; Amaranthaceae. Gene Ontology annotation, cellular component: membrane. The record is from RefSeq and is a predicted model, not a curated record.